CUAAAUGUCGACAAAUAGUGAUGCGACAACUGUACGUCGAUUAUGUUAUUGUGGAGUACCUGCACGUGUAAGGUACGCUUGGACUACGUCUAAUAGCGCUAGGAAGUGGUAUGGGUGUGAAAACUACAAGAGAGAUGGUGAUUGUGAUUUUUUCGCAUGGGCUAAUAACGAGAUGUCGCCAUAUGAGGUGAAAGUAAUGGAACAUUUCAAACGCAUGGAGGAUAGACACCAAGCAGAUAUUGAUAGACUUGAGCAGUUGAUUGAAACAAAAUGUAAUGAUCAAUAUGUCAGACUUAGGCAGGAGCUGGGGCUGCAUCAAUCUAAUUGGAAGAUGUCUCGAGCAGUGAUAGUAGUAGUCAUUUUGCUUUUAGUUUUUUAUCUUAGUGGCUAUGGUCAACCUAGAGGUACUUACUUGAUGUUAAAUUGAAAGUGGUUGAAUUUAAUGUUUUGUAAUUUUGUUGUGGCCAUUAGUGGCUAUGGUCAACCUAGAGGUACUUACUUGAUGUUAAAUUGAAAGUGGUUGAAUUUAAUGUUUUGUAAUUUUGUUGUGGCCAUUAGUGGCUAUGGUCAACCUAGAGGUACUUACUUGAUGUUAAACUGAAAGUGGUUGAAUUUGAUGUUUGUAAUUUUGUUGUAGACAUUAGUGUGAUU
Messenger RNA from Alnus glutinosa, 651 nucleotides. RefSeq lists its product as uncharacterized. Lineage: Eukaryota; Viridiplantae; Streptophyta; Magnoliopsida; Fagales; Betulaceae. The transcript has 2 exons. The record is from RefSeq and is a predicted model, not a curated record. Bases 5 to 427 code for a protein of 140 amino acids. Gene Ontology annotation, molecular function: zinc ion binding.